CUUAACUUGCUGAUUCAAGAUGUGCUAAAAAUAGACAUUCUUGAUCCAGUUUUGUCGAAAUGUAAAGCUAUUGUUACUUUUAUGAAACGCAGCCCUAUUGGAAUGGCAAAAUUUAAACAGGCACAGGAUGUUGAAAAUCCGAUGGGUUUAAUUCAAGAAGUGGCUACUCGUUGGAACAGUGCGUUCGCCAUGGUUAAAAGGCUCUUAGAUACUAACGACACAUUAUCAACCGUCUUGCUUAGUUUGCCUAAGGCGCCACUACCAUUUUCCGUAGAGGAAAUUGAUAUUAUGAAGGAAUUAGCUGAACUCCUUUCUCCGUUCCAAGAAGCAACUGUCGCAAUUUCCGGCAGCAAGUAUGUAACCAUAUCUCUGGUUAUUCCACUUACUUGCGAAAUACAGCAAAAGCUGAACAACUUAAAAUCGAAACUAAAAACUGUAGAAGUUCUGAGUGCCUUAAAAUUCUUAUGUACUCGUUUAAACACAAGGUUCCUUCACUACGAAACACGAACUGUUGCUCAAAUAGCAACAAUAAUUGAUCCACGCUUUAAAAAGGAGGGAUUUUUAACGAUUACGAAUGCAGAUCAAGCAGCUACUGCUUUGGAGAAGGAAAUUGAUAAUUUCUUGUCGAAAACUCCACAGGAACUUCAAACACUAUCCGAACCUCCACCGAAUCCAACAUUUUCUUUUCUGCAAAACAAAGUAAAGGUUAAAGUUAAAUCAACUCGCGCGGAUGCCAUUAUGACUUUAAGACAACAUCUGGAAAACCUUAACGAGCCCAAGGAAACUGAUCCUCUCUUAUAUUGGAAGUGGAUGAAUACAGGCGGCAUGAUGCCAUUUAAAGCUGCAGCCCGAAAAUAUUUUUGCAUCCCGGCAACAUCCUGCGAGUCAGAGAGGAUGUUCAGCAAGGCUGGACAAAUUAUUUCCGAACGUCGUAGUCGCCUUAAGCCGGAAGUGGUGGACCAGUUAUUAUUUCUAAACAAGAAUCAGGACUUGUUUUAAAA
This is a messenger RNA of Drosophila obscura, 1001 nucleotides long. RefSeq lists its product as uncharacterized. Bases 82 to 999 code for a protein of 305 amino acids. NCBI's taxonomy places the organism in Eukaryota, Metazoa, Arthropoda, Insecta, Diptera, Drosophilidae. Gene Ontology annotation, molecular function: protein dimerization activity. The transcript is spliced from 2 exons. The record is from RefSeq and is a predicted model, not a curated record.